CGUGCGCGCGAACUCCCGAGGAGGAAGACGGCAGUCUAGCUGCGCGCCCGCGAGUCGUGUUGCGCGCGGUCGUGAAGUCACAAAACUGCCGGGGUGCACGUAGCAGUCCUUAGUUUGGGCCACAGCCAAAGUUCCCAGGGAGGUGCUCUCUGAGGUCCCCUUUGCCCCAGGCAGCAUCCUGAGCUUUGGAGUUUCAAGCCUUGAACUUGGUCUUCACUCUCCGCCCCAACUCCCGGGAUAGGGACCCGCAAAGCUGAUGUCCUGCUCCACAGCGGCUGGAGUGAGGGCUCCUGGACCCUGCCGGAUGGCGCUCGAUCGCCUUUUGGCUCCAGUCUUGCCGGUGAAGGCUAGUGCCCCAUGCGUUCUGUCUUGAGUUAUAUGCGUACAGAUUGCUCACUGUAGGCGUGAAUGCACAAGCAUGUGUCAUAUAUAUAGGGGUAUGUGCUCUGAGUACAUCCACAUGUGUUCACACAGGUAUCCAGGCAUGGGUACUGGUCUACGUACCGUGGGUGCAUAAGCGCGUACCACUAAGUAUAUGUAUGCACGCCAGGGAGCAGGCACCACUGCCUGACCGCUCCUGUGCGGGCCUGCCAUCUCAAUCUCCUCAAGCACUCAGCAGUUUCAACUGUGGUUUUUAGCCACCGCCCAGAACGGGGGAGGGGGUGCUAGGGCACCCCCCCCCCAGAUCAUAAGAUAGUUUGCAUCUGGUUUACAUUCAGCCCAGGGCCCUUGAGUUCGAGGGGGGGGUCCCCUGGGUCCCAAAGCAAGUUGCCCCUCACCGACAGGCUCUCAGGGCCCAGGGGACAGGGGGUGGAGCCGGCUGCACAGCGUUGUGCAGGGCACAGCCCUGUGCUGGGGCAGGAAGCGAGAGUGGGGAGGGGGGAGGCCACAGCCGGUGGAGGCAAAGCAAGGCGGGUGCAGGACGCAGGACUUGUGGGGAGGGAGGGAGGUGCCACACUCCAGCCCUGAGGCCCUGCUGGCCCCUGGGCGCGGGCCCAGCUCCAGCCCCCAGGGAUGGACCUCGUGGACCCCGACAUCUUUAAUAGGGAUCCCCGGGACCACUAUGACCUGCUGCAGCGGCUCGGUGGCGGCACCUAUGGAGAAGUCUUCAAGGCUCGAGACAAGGUGACGGGGGACCUGGUGGCAGUGAAGAUGGUGAAGAUGGAGCCUGACGAUGAUGUUUCCACACUUCAGAAGGAAAUCCUCAUCUUGAAAACUUGCCGGCAUGCCAACAUCGUGGCCUACCAUGGGAGUUAUCUCUGGCUGCAGAAGUUCUGGAUAUGCAUGGAAUUCUGUGGGGCUGGUUCUCUCCAGGACAUCUACCAAGUGACAGGCCCCCUGUCAGAGCUCCAGAUUAGCUAUGUCUGCCGGGAAGUGCUCCAGGGACUUGCCUAUCUGCACUCACAGAAGAAGAUACACCGGGACAUCAAGGGAGCCAACAUCCUCAUCAAUGACGCUGGGGAGGUCAGACUGGCUGACUUUGGUAUCUCGGCCCAGAUUGGGGCAACACUGGCCCGACGCCUCUCUUUCAUUGGGACGCCCUACUGGAUGGCUCCAGAAGUGGCAGCCGUGGCCCUGAAGGGGGGUUAUAACGAGCUGUGUGACGUCUGGUCCCUGGGCAUCACUGCCAUUGAACUGGCCGAGCUACAGCCACCGCUCUUUGACGUGCACCCUCUCAGAGUUCUCUUCCUCAUGUCGAAGAGUGGUUACCAGCCCCCCAGGCUAAAAGAAAAAGGCAAAUGGUCGGCUGCCUUCCACAACUUUGUCAAAGUCACCCUCACUAAGAACCCCAAGAAACGACCCGGUGCCACCAAGAUGCUCAGUCAUCAACUGGUGUCCCAGCCCAGGCUAAAUAGAAGCCUGAUCCUAGAUCUUCUUGACAAACUGAGGAAUCCAGGGAAGGGGACCCCCGUUGUCGAGAUCGAAGAUGAGGAGCCUGAGGUGCCCCCUGCCGUCCCCCGGAGGAUCAGGUCCACUCACCGAUCCAGCUCUCUAGGGAUCCCAGAUGCUGAUUGCUGUCGGCGGCACAUGCAGUUCCGGAAGCUCAGAGGAAUGGAGUCCAGACCCACGGCCCACACGGCCCACUUACAGCCCCCUGGAGACUUCAGGAGCAGCAGCCCUAGGAGGCAGCCGUCAGAGUCAGACGAUGACUACGACGACGUGGACAUCCCCACCCCUGCAGAUGACAUACCUCCUCCACUGCCUCCCAAGCCCAAGUUCCGUUCUUCAUCAGAUGAGGGUCCCGGGGGCACUGGGGAUGAUGGGCAACUGAGCCCCGGGGUGCUGGUCCGGUGUGCCAGUGGGCCUCCCCCACGCACCCCCCAUCUCGGGCCUCCCCCAGCCACCCGAAGCCCCCACCUAACUGCCCAUUCAGAACCCUCACUCUGGAACCCAACCCCCCGGGACCCUGGUCAGCCCCCAUUGUUGCCCCCCAAGAAGGAAAAGAUGAAGAGAAAGGGAUGUGCCCUUCUCGUGAAGUUGUUCAAUGGCUGCCCCCUCCGGAUCCACAGCACGGCUGCCUGGAUACACCCCUCCACCAAGGACCAGCACCUGCUCCUGGGGGCAGAGGAAGGCAUUUUCAUCUUGAACCGGAAUGAUCAGGAGGCCACACUGGAGAUGCUCUUUCCUAGCCGGACUACCUGGGUGUACUCCAUCAACAAUGUCCUCAUGUCCCUCUCAGGAAAGACCCCCCACCUGUAUUCUCAUAGCAUCCUGGGCCUGCUGGAGCGCAAGGAGACCAGAGCGGGAAGCCCCAUCGCUCACAUGAGCCCCCACCGGCUACUGGCAAGGAAGAAUAUGGUCUCCACCAAGAUCCAGGACACCAAAGGGUGCCGGGCUUGCUGCGUGGCGGAGGGUGCGAACUCGGGGGGCCCGUUCCUGUGCGGCGCACUGGAGACGUCCGUGGUCCUGCUUCAGUGGUACCAGCCCAUGAACAAGUUCCUGCUGGUCCGGCAGGUGCUGUUCCCGCUACCGACGCCCCUUCCAGUGUUCGCGCUUCUGACCGGGCCGGGCUCCGAGCUGCCCGCCGUCUGCAUCGGCGUGAGCCCGGGGCGGCCGGCGAACUCGGUGCUCUUCCACACCGUGCGCUUCGGCGCGCUCUCCUGCUGGCUGGGCGAGAUGAGCACAGAGCACAGGGGACCGGUGCAGGUGACCCAGGUAGAGGAAGACAAGGUGAUGGUGUUGAUGGACGGGUCUCUGAAACUGGUGACUCCGGAGGGAGACCCAGUCCGGGGACUUCGAACUCCAGAGAUCCCUAUGACUGAAGCAGUAGAGGCCGUGGCUAUGGUCGGGGGCCGGCUCCAGGCCUUUUGGAAGCAUGGAGUGCAGGUGUGGGCUCCAGGCUCAGACCAGCUGCUGCAGGAGCUAAGAGACCCCACCCUCACCUUCCGUCUUCUUGGCUCCCCCAGGCCUGUGGUGGUGGAGACACGCCCAGCAGAUGAUCCUACUGCCCCCAGCAACCUCUACAUCCAGGAAUGAGUCUCUGGGGGGGGGUGUUAGGAACCAGUCCCUGCACCCCCCUCCCCAACGGACAUACAUUAGUGAUCAUGACAUGGCACUUGUCUCCCAAUAAACAUGGCUCCAGCCUC
This is a messenger RNA of Leopardus geoffroyi (Geoffroy's cat), 3587 nucleotides long. RefSeq names its product mitogen-activated protein kinase kinase kinase kinase 1 (gene MAP4K1). Bases 1015 to 3477 code for a protein of 820 amino acids. Gene Ontology annotation, molecular function: ATP binding; MAP kinase kinase kinase kinase activity. The transcript has 31 exons. The record is from RefSeq and is a predicted model, not a curated record. Gene Ontology annotation, biological process: protein phosphorylation. Lineage: Eukaryota; Metazoa; Chordata; Mammalia; Carnivora; Felidae.